Serendipita indica DSM 11827 is the source of this 972-nucleotide messenger RNA. NCBI's taxonomy places the organism in Eukaryota, Fungi, Basidiomycota, Agaricomycetes, Sebacinales, Serendipitaceae. The record is from the annotation of a GenBank genome assembly.
AUGUCGAAGCCCCUUUCGUUGUUAACCAUCUCGGCACAGACGUUGAAAUUACUCACAAACGCCGGAUAUUCAACUGUAAAGGAUCUCGAACGAUGUACAUCUGAAUCCCUAGCUGCAGAAUUGAAUAUAUCACAACAAGAAGCAGAAAAAGUACUUCAAUGUGCGGCUGUUCAACCGCGAACCCAAGCCAAUGCACUCUUUCCGACCAGCCAGUCUGCGUCGACACUCCUCGCAAACCUCCAUGUCAUCGGUAUAGAAUCUCAGACAAUCACUACUCUGCUUGGUGGUGGUUUGAGAAAAGGACAGUGUCUGGAGAUUGCUGGUCCACCUGGUAUCGGGAAAACUAGCCUGGCUCUUGAAUUCAUACGGUCGACUUUGCAUGAUGGGUUCGAGGUGCUCGUUGUCGAUUGUCAAUCCACCCUGCAUCCACUGCGCCUUUAUGAGACAUUGGGAUCAGACGCGGAUAAGAUUCAUCAUGUCUCGACACCGGGAUACGCAGAGCUCUUCGUAUUCAUGAACCAGCUCCCCACAUAUCUCAGCUCUCGUCCCAGCAUCUCUCUCAUUAUCUUCUCCGGCCUCUCGACGCCCUUUCAACGGCUUCCCUCUCAUUCUGUAAGAACACGCCUACUCACCCUCUUUCGCACCACACUCGCAAAACUCGGCACGACAUGUAUCGCAACAGUUCAACUCUCGACAAAACUUCAAAAUCCAGAUGGAACAACGGCGACAUUUGAGACGACAGGUGCCCGUGCUGUGAUGCUCCCUGCAUUGGGCGAUGGAUGGUAUCCGCCUCAGAAGACGUAUAGGCUCUUACUCUUUUAUGGAGACCAAGGGCAGAGGUUUAUGAGGAUCAUGGCGACGCCGGUUGUGCCCAAAGAUGCACCUGGGAAACUGCUAUCGUAUUCGGUCGAGGCGAGUGCGACGAAGAAUCCCGAAUGCGCGCUUACAAUUCUCAGGAUGGCCGCGUCGUAG